CUCUUCGCCAUGGUGCAGAAAGUGAUCAGGUCGCUGCUGGAAACGACGGCCUCAGGCAGGAGCCCACGUUAUGCCACAGUGAGGAUGGUUACGCUACCUCAGGAGUGCACGCAUGCGCCCAGAGGCACGCGGCGCCGCAACCCCCCAGGUCCACGCUGCGCAGCCGCACUGGGUGUUUGCCCCAGGCGUGCAGUGGCAGAAGCGUUCGCGGUGGUAUAAAGUUAACCUGCAUCUGCAGCGGCUCAGAGAGACACGGGCUGCUAACUCUUUGAAGGAUUGUGUGCUCCUGGCUGGACCCUUUGCCACAUACUACCUGGUCUUCAGCGAAGUGGAAAUCAAUGUUUAUGUUAAGCCAGUGCGCUUCUCAGCAGUCUCAGUCUUGACCUUUUCGAUCAGCAAGUACACACUAUUGUGUGCCGUGGUUUCUUCGCUGGGCCAGCACCACACCUUUGAGCUAUAUUGUGCCCACCUGGUGCUGAGCAGCUUUGGCCUUCAUGGCAUGCACCUGAAGCUCAUGGCCACCACUUUCCAGAGUCUGUUCCCUAUCAACGUACUCAAGGUGAACCUGAAGACUAUCAAGCAGCGACGUCUCAUCAGCUACAGUCCCUACUCCCAGGACCUGGAUUCCUGCCAUUAUAGCAUCAAAAUCAUUCUCGUGGGCACAUGUUGUGGAAUGAUGGAGCUUUCCCAGGAGAAGUUCACCAAUAUAAGCUACCUCCAGGACAUGGGGUAUAAUGAGAAGACUGCUAUCUACAAACCCGGAACAGGGCUAUCAUCAGGAAGCAAAUCAACCAACACCUUGAUUUUGCAUGUCUCAGACGACAAAACUCGGAACUAUGAAUCCAUCCUUGAUUCUGCUCAUUUCUCAGAGGUACCUGUGGGAAAUAAUUCACUCUGUGUAAGGAGAAAAUAUACUUCUGUAAAAUACAAUUUUUUAAGUCUUGCGUCAUGAGUUCUGUGUAAUUCCAAGUCUAUUAGGGUUUUUCUUUCCUGGAAGCUUAAGACAAAAAUCUGAUGUUAGGAAUAUCUGGCUAUUAACUGAAAGGCAUGCCUUGUGAAUAAAAAAUACUGCCGACAAUGAACUAUAUAAAUCCAGCAGUUUUAAAUGAGUGCCCCAAAACUAACUGAUAAAAAUGUUAAAACAACUUUAGUUUUUCAAAUGUAAUUAUUUUUGCAUGCUAAAAUGGACCGGUAGCCACAUUAUUUUGCAGUUGCUGUGAUUUAAUUAUGGGAAAUUGUUCAGUCAUUGGCACAUCAAACAUUAUGCAUCCCAUAAUCUCUUAUUCCAUUAGAUAGUUGCCCAUGGAAAAUAACCAUUUUAAGUAUGGUAUCUAUGUUUUUACUCUCUUUACUUCAUUUUGGUUGAUUUCCCGAGACACCAAAUUCAGUGUAAUAAUUCUUUCUUUAGCUUAGUGUAAUUUACUCUUUAACCUAUACAUUGUUCUUUUACUACACAUUACUCUAUUUUACAUUUAUGGAAAUCUUUAUUGAUUCCUCUGUAAAAAUCUACCUAUUCUGGUUAAUACUAUUUGGUUUUUUGAUUUUGUUUUCUACUCCUUAUUUUAUGUCUUUAGUUAUUUUAAACAGAGUUUUAAAUAGUGUCGUUCAGGGUACUCUAUUAUUUCAAGUACUUUUCCUGCAUGUUUGCAUUAUUUACUGUCGCUUAUGAAAGAUCAUUUAUUCCUGCACGUUUGCAAUUAUUUUCUCUGGUGCUCAGAGCUGCUGAAGGAAUUAUCUUUCUGGGAGGCCCAUGGGCCUUUAGCAAGGAAAGAGUUUCUAUAGGAACAGCUUCCUGGUUCAAUCAGAUCAAUAGAUGUUUUGACAGUUUGAUACCAGUUUUGUCAAUGUCUCAGCAAUAUGCUCUCAUUUCCUGGUGUGAAUUUGUCCCUCACACCGAUAUGUCUUUUUACCUGAGGUCUAGAAAAAGCAAAGCUUUGGAAGAGGACUGACAUGCUAUUAUUUUAAAGGGAGUAUAAUUAGAGAAAGUGUGGUGUGGGGCGAGGGAAGGGAAGCAGGGAAGGACAGAGUCACUGUGAAGAUGUUCUGUCUCUCUGGUCACUGCCAAGUGUGACCUUGGCUUCAUCCUUGGGUCAGGCCUCUGAGCAGCCUUAUGAGUCACCUAUCAGUAGCAUCCCAGUAAGUGUCUAGGGCAGAGCAAGGAGGGAGAGAGUUUGUUACAAAGGAGAAAGGACUUGUCCGUUGGAUCCACUGGGUUCUGUCUCCCCUUGGUUAAAAAGUUCAGCCCAUGCAAGUGAACUUGCCUGCACUUUGAAGUUACAUAGGCACGAGUGCCCAGAAGGAUUGUACAGAAUUCUGUUCCUCAUGUUUAACAAGGAAGACCAGGGAUGCAGGCAGGAACUGUCAGAGCAAGUGCCUGUGCCCGAUGGAGCACAGGGAGGCCAAACACAGUGAAACGCUGGUGUUUGGAAUAGAGAAGGGUUUACUGCAGGCCAUGUAAAGAGAUGGGUAGCUUGUGCAUCUCCCCACCCCCUAACAAAAGCCUGAACUCCCUAAAUGAAACCGUAAAGCAUUUUUAAAAGCCAGGUGAGGGAAGGGGUAUGUCCGAUAAGAGAUCAGCUCUCUCACAGUUCUUGGACUGACUGAUGGUGAGGUAACAGGGAGGUGUCACUGGUUGGGAGUGGUGGUGGUUAAUGUUAUCCUUAGGCUCCCGAAGGCCUGGGGGCUACUUUUUCCUUACCAUCAAGUAAUUAACAUCUUCCAUUUUCAGGGGGUGGGGGGUGAUGGUUUUACAUUUGUGAAAUAACUCAGGGAAUGUGCUCCAACUGCAGUUAUCUAGGUACUUCAGAGAAGAGCUAAAUCGAGGAUAUGGGGGAAGGGCAUGUCUCCUGAAGGCUCAGUUCCAGAACCUGGCAGCACACAGGAGAGGUGUUAUGUGGCCAGGAGGUGAGGCUCAGUUAGGUUCUGUCCUGGUGGUCAGGAGCUACCAGGGGUGUAAAUACCUUGAGCAUUUUCACUCUAAGAUCCUCUUGAUAGCCUGGAUUCUGGACCUUAGGAAGAAUACAAAUCAUCAUACAGAUGGUUUGAUCAAAAGGCAAGUGUGUGAUUCUGGGGAUGAUGUAAUACAAUCUAGCAUAUUGUAGUUUCAUUUUCCUGAGGGUACAUUUUUUCCCCCCUUUUCUCUUGAUAACUUCAUAUCAGUUCCUCAGUGCAUGCAUGGUGGAUAGACAUAUGUCUAGUUCUUUUAUUUUCAUGAAAUAGUAGUUUUUUAUAUUCUAGGUCUUAUGCUACAUGUCUGCAUUCCCUGGUCUCCUGUCUCAUCUCAGGCACAGGUACAUUUGGCAGGCUAUUGUAGCAAUCCAGGCGAAAGAUACUCAUAUGUACGUAUGUACAUAAAACUUUACUACUUCACAGGGAAAUCAGCUAAGAGAUGUGAAAUAAGAUAGGUUGAUCUUAUAAAAAAAAUAUGAAAUACUAUGUAGAGCUUAUUUUUAUAUUGGUAUUUAUUAAUUCAUGAAGGUUCAAAGUCAUUUUUUAACCUUCUUCAAUUCCAGUGACAAUGGCUUAGUGCAUGAUUUUAAGCAUUAAAUCACCCAGUUUCUAAUUGGAUGAUGUCACUUAGACUUUAAAAGUAACCAUUAUGGGUGCUUAAAAAAAAAUAAACUGAAGGAGAAUACAUAGAGAAUCUAGACAAUAUUUUUUUAAGAACGAUUUUUAUCAUGCUUUUCAUAUUUAAAAGUUUUGCAGUGUUUCCUUCUUGUGGGUCUCAUUGCAGAUACAUCUGCUUCUGUUUUGUGUCGGAAUUGGAACGCUUCCCACAACUAUGUAAAUCGUACAGCUUCCAACAUUGUGGACUGAAAAAGUAUAAUUUCGCUUUCUCAUUAGCGUAGGUACAAGUACAUUUGAUAAGUUUUUAAAGUGAGAAUCAGCUAAAUUAAUAUUAAAAUAUUUAAAAUAGUGUAGUUGGUGGGGAAAUAUGACAGACAUUUUAGUAGUUAUUUCUUUUGACUAUAUUAUGGCAGAGAAUAUAGCUGGGAAGUAGCUCAAAAAGACAGGAAAGUGAUCAUUUGUCAUAAAGCUAAGGUUAAAAACAAAGCAGAAGUAGAUUGAUUGACCUUCAAGUAAGAGCAAUAAAGUGAUUUCCUCGAUAAUUACCUGUUGAUGUCCCUCACAUUAGGAUUGGUUCCAUAUGCCUUGCAGUUCAUCAAAAUUCUUUAUAUAUUUUUUUCUCCUUAUUUAACCUGAGGGAUGGCUUUGCAAAGUUGCCUCAGGGAGCAGUUCUUCCCUUGGUAGGUAGUCUGGGGUGAAUAAGCAAUUACAAUUAAUAAAUACCAGAUUACUGUGCUCUCCUGAGACAGCUGCCUUUCUGAGAUGCAGGGAUGGAUAGCUUUGGGCAAUAAAGGACUUAAAAGUCUAUGGACACCAAUUAAAAAAUUAGAAAAAAAAAUCUGACUGGAGAAUCAUGACAAGAAGACGUGUUGAAAUGGAAAUGCAAACCUAAAUUAAAAACCUUGAAAGAUUAAUUGAAGGCAACAAAAUCUUGUUUGGCUUAGUCCAUAUGGUUCGGGUUUUCUCACUUGGAAAGACGUUUCCAAGUUGAGAUGAAGCUUUCCUAUUUCACCCCUUCUUACUCACCCCUUCUUACUUCUCUUGCCAACGUCUCACAGAAUCUUUCAGCAUGAAGUUCUUUGUUUAAUCCCAUGAGAGCGGGGGGAAAAUCAGUUUGUUCUUAUGAUUUAGUUGGCAAGACUUGAACAUUUGCUCAGUAGCUUUUAAUUUAAAAAGGAGAAAGAGACACAGAGAGAGAAACAACUAACCAGGAAUAUUCGACCUAAAAGAGUUCAUAUAGCAUUCUACGAGAAGAAAGAGAUAAUCUUUAUGGAAUUGUACUUAUGGACAAGAAUUUUGCCCCUUACACAGAGCAAAAAUUAGCACUCUCAAGUGGGCUGCGUUGAACCAGCAAAUCUCACUUUUAUCCUAAACAGAUACCUGUACAAAUGACUUUUCAACAGCAUGACUCUGCUUAACACUCCUGAACUGUAUGCUCUAAAAUGAUCAAGAUAGUGUUAUAUGGUAGAUGUAAUUUGCCACAGUUAAAAGUUAAAACAAAAUAAAAUAAAAAACCCUGUUACACACUUGUGGUGCAGUUUUUGAGGGUCAGGAAUGCAGAUACAACUUCGCCGAGUGUUUCUGACUCUGGGUCUCUCGUGGGUUUGCAGUCAAGCUCUAAGCUCAGGGCUGCUGAGGCUUGACCUGGGCUGGGGGACCCAUUUUCAAAAUGACUCACUCAGGUGGCUCUUUAUGGGAGACCUCAGUUCGGAGGCUUGACCUGGGCUGGGGGACCCAUUUUCAAAAUGACUCACUCAGGUGGCUCUUUAUGGGAGACCUCAGUUUCUUGCUGACUCUUGGUAGAGGGUCUUGGUUUCUCACUGCUUGACCUUGUUACAUGGCCAGGAACUGUCUCCCUUCAGAGCAAGGGAUCAAGAGUGAGGCAGAAGCUGCAGGGUCUAUGUAACCUCAUCUCAGGAAUGCUGUACUAUCACUUUUGCUGUAUUCUCUUGUUCUAACAGACCAAACCUAAGGUAGGCUGAGGCCAGAUGCCAUAGGGGUGAGACUAUCAGGGGAUACUCAUCUGGCAGGCUGGCUAUGACCUAGUACAAAACUGACUUUUGUUUCUUUUUGUUAUGAUGUAGAUAUUGUAUUGGACUAACUUACCUAUCAAAAUAUUUCUAGAAAUUAAAAAAAACCUCAAAAAAUAAAAGAUGUUUGAGGCUAUUAGAAGACAAGGAGGCCAGGAUUUGAGAGGCCAGAAUACCUGAAAGAAAGGAAAUACUUUUGUGCUGAGACCUGGCUUUACCUGCUUUCUCUCCUCACUGAAUUUGCUGAUUUGUGGCUUGAGCAGAGAGGACAAGUGAGGAGUGGUGCCCGUUUUCCUGGACUGGGGAGAAGAAAAUUGUAGUCCAGGGGUACAUACUCAACCAAGAGCCAGCACAUGUCCAGGGUUAUAGCUGUUAGCAUUGGAGGAUGUUCUCCCGAGUGUCAGAGUGAUACUUUGUUAUCAGGACAUAACUUUUCUCUUUACCUAACUUACUUCUUUCUCUCUGGCAUGAAUAUGGUUUGGAUGCAUUUUUGUAUCAGACUAGAAAUUAUGAGAAUUAAUUUUGUAAUUAGAAGGAAAAAGCACAUACAUUUAACAAGCAGGUCAAACACUGAAUAAUACUUCUACUAUUUUUUGGUUGAGUUGGCCCAUUCUGUGUGCUAACCUUGGAGACUUCAUAAGGGGAGGAAGGAUGCAUGCAAGGUUAAGGUAGGUCUAGUCCAAGUACUAUCUUUGUUUAUGUAAACAAACAAAGAUGUUGGCUUAUUUGUCAAGGCAACAACAAUGUAUGGGUUUUCUCCAGAUUUUGGAAGUAUAUUUGAUACGUCAUUUUUCAUGGUCUACAUGUUGAUGUAGAAUUCAGUUUGGAGGACCCUGGUGACACUUUGGAAGAUUGCUGGCUGUAUUUAUAUAGUCACACACUCAAAUAUGCAUAUGAUAAUAUGUAUACAUACAAUGAAUAUACAUAAAGUAAUUAUAUAGCAAAUACAUAUAUAAUUUUAUAUGCAUGCUUGUUUAUUUAAUGUGCUUAUUAUGGGCAGGCACUGCCAGCCCUUUACAGACAUCUCAUCAUAUAGUUGCUAGAAACAUGCUUGUGAAAUAAAUAUAUCAGUCAAAGUCAGACUUAACUGCUAUAACACAUAGGAAAAAAACAAAGAAUUUUCUCUCUCUCUAACACCAGUUCUGGGUGAGUGGUCCAUCUCUGCAAGUGUGUUUUCACUCUAUGUGGCCACGCAGGGACCUAAUUCCUCACAUUUUUUCCUCCUGUUCCUUAAAUGAUUGUCCACAUUUACAUAGAAGGGUAGAUGUUUUAAAAUUAAGGUUUUAGCUAGCUCAAAGGAAAGGUACAAACUGCAGAAAGAACCUGGAAGAAGAAUACUUACAGUUUUAAAGACCUAGGUCCAGACAUGGCACUUAUCACUUUUACUCACAUCUAGGUGGGGAGAAUAUAGUAAAAUGGUAACAUCUGAGUGCUGUGGGGUCUGGGCAUGUAGUUUGUGGAAAACCAGCAGUCUUUUUUAUGAUAGGUAUAGUAGGGAUGCUAGUUGUAUCCCAAAAUAUUAUUCCCUUUUACUACGGUUAAAAAAAAUCCUUAUUUUUUGACUGUAAGUCCAUCCAGCAUGGAUUCUUUCCAACCUCCCUUGCAGCUAGGUACAGCCACAAAUGUAAUUCUGGUCAGUGAGACAUAAGUUCUUGUGCCUUUAUCUGCUUUUUUUUUUAGAGUCAACAUCUGUGUACUCUUUACCUCUCCAUCCUUAUUCCUUCCUUCCUCCUGGUCCCUUCAAGAAGAUGUUGUUUUCCUGGAGUAGGAGCUAGAAUAGAGCAACAAGACAGAAGGAUUCUGGUCCCUUGAUACUGUUAAUCACCACGUCAGUCAUGGUCUGCUUGCUCAGAGUUUAAUAUGAAAGAAAGUAAACUUAAGUUUAAUGUAAGUCAGUCUUGCUUAAGCCCUCGUUACUUUCUGCAUUUCUAUCCCAAGCAGCUGGACAUAAUCCUACCUGUUAUAAUUGGUAUUAUCCUUAUUCUAAUGACACCUGUAUUCCCAGAGAGGUAAAUAAUCUUUAUUUAGGACACAAACCCAAGGCAGUCUUGCUCCAAGUUCAGUGUUUUCCCUGCACCAUAAUUACGCCAACACAAAUGAAACCAACUCACAGUCUCUUUUAGUGACAGUGGGAAUGUACAUAGGACGUUUGAGGAGAGAAUUUUAGCAAGUUGUUAAGCCAGAUAUAUGUGCAUGGAAUCAGCUUUUUACAUCAGUGUGUCAAAACAGUGCUUUUUUCGUGUCCUUAUUAGGGAGCCUCAUUCAAGCAGUUCUUGCAAAAGCUCUGGAAUUCUGAGCCUCAAAGGAAGAGAUGAAGAAAAAAGUUAAAUUUGUUGAGCUAAAGGAAACAUCAGGUAAAAAGCAAACAGAAACAUCAUCAGAUCAGAGAAUAAACAGUGUUAUUUACUCUCAUGUUUGUUUUGAAUGCCUUAGAAUGGAAGGAUACAAAUUGAAUCUCCUCUCUAUUUUCCUUUGUUGACAACAGAUGUUGGGAAAUCAAGUUUUUACCAGGAGUUAGGUUAGCUGAUCCUUCCAAAUGAUUGACAUCCUUGAGUGGCAGGUAACUGAUUGAAGUAGAGGUGAUCUAGUCUUUUGAUCUUGAAGCUGUCAUAUUUAUAAUACUAUGGAGUUUGCUUUGAUUACAAGUUGCUGACCAGACCUGUUUUUUUCUUUUUUCCCAUAAGAACUAAGAUUAUGCAAUAAAUGUGGAAAAAUGAAAGUAUAAGCUUCAAUAAAGGGCUUUUUUCCUAAUAAUGACAUCAUUAUUCUUAGUGCAUUCUGAAAUGCACAUUAGCCAUGCAGUUACUGAUUAAGCCAUCAUGUUGGGUUAUAAAAUACUCUUUUAUAAAAUAGAAAGAUAAUAUGGCAAGGAUUCACUUUGGCAAUGUAGAAGGAUGAAGAGAUGAGUUCUAGACCUAGCUAUGUGACUAACUCACAGGGUGACCCUGGAGAAGGAAAUAACUUGAACUUUCUGAAUCUCAUUUUCCUCAUCUAUAGAACAAGAGCUAAACAACCUCUAAGGGGUCUUUCAGCUGUAAAAUUAGAAGAAGAAAAGUCUGGGAUUCUGUUAUCUCAAUUUUAAUAUAAACUCUUUAUUGUGCUAAUUUCUGGGAGCAGGAAUAACUACCAAUAGAACUUUUAUCAGUAUUGUACAUAUGGAGUCAUUUUUGUUGGUAGGAACACGAUUUGAUAACCUCGUUUUUUUUCAAUUUCUGUAAUGCUAAAAACUAUGUAGUAAUAAACACAGUGGAUGAUCACAGUAUCUGCUAAGAGUUUUCUGCCCUUUUUCAGAAAUUGAAGAAAAUUAUGUGCCUGUACCUUGACUGGCAUAUCUGUGUUAACAGUAAGAAUAAUUAGUCCUCAGAUUUUUAAAUGGAUUAUGUUUUAAGCAUGCAUUUUAAAAACAUUCCUCCAUGGUAGUUAUGUUAUGAAUGGUUGCUAUUAUUUUAGUAACUAACCCUUGUUGAGAUGGGAGUGAAAUAGUAAAUAACAUUGUCAUAUGAUAAGCAUCUUACAGUUUCUAAGGAUGAAGUCUUAUUUUGAGACUCCUCCUCUUUCUGAUUAUGCAAAGAUGAAGAAUAGCAAUACCCUCAAAACCUUCCAGGACUCACUCUGUAACAUAGAAACUAGUAUGAUGUAUCUUAGUUUAUUAAUCAUUAUCAAUCAUUAUAGCUAAUUUACAUAGAGAGUACAGUGUAUGGAAAAUUACUUGAAUUUAUUUUAACCCAAACAAUUGUCUCCACCACCAUUUGUAUUUUAUUUGUUUUAGGUCUCUCUAUUUUAUUUUAUUUUUUUGCUUUUUAGGGCCACACAU
This is a messenger RNA of Sus scrofa (pig), 9411 nucleotides long. The record is from RefSeq and is a predicted model, not a curated record. Lineage: Eukaryota; Metazoa; Chordata; Mammalia; Artiodactyla; Suidae.